AUGAGCUGCAGCAGUGUUGAAGGAUCAGAGUUCUCUGAAGAAGAGCUGGAACUUGGCGUGUUGGGCCAAGAGGAGGACGAGGGAAGUCUCAAGGAAUCUUUCCAAGACAGCGAGAGCUCGACCGGCAGCCCAAGCGACCUAGAGGAAGGCCAGACCAAGAAGCGUAAUCGACCAGUCCGCUCAAAAGCUCGAAGAAUGGCCGCCAACGUCCGUGAACGAAAACGCAUCAUGGACUACAACCAGGCGUUCAAUGCCCUACGUGUUGCUCUGAACCAUGACCUCAGCGGCAAGCGGCUCUCCAAGAUUGCAACACUACAAAGGGCCAUCAACCGCAUCUCUGCUCUUUCAGUUUUCUUGAACUCCAACCCCCCGAGCAAGCCCUGCAUCCACCGGGAGUGCAACAGAUCAUCUGCAGAGCCAACUGCGAUGGGAGCAUCUCGACUUGAGCAGACCAGGGUAACGGUUCCUCGUCUGGAGCAUCAGAGUUACGUCCCCUGGCACGCAUCCAUCUCUCACCAGAUGCAGCCUCAACAAGGGCCUCAUGUGCACAGGCUGCCCAUGGAGCCUCACGUCUACAUGGAUAACACUGCGUCAUCAUGUCCCCCGUCACCACACUACCCUUGUUAUCCCACUGAGGGACAGCUUUAUACCUCAUAUGGACACUGCGGCAGCCCCCACGACCAUCCGACGAGCCCUCUGCGAUACCCUCAGGUGGGCGAGGGGUUGGGGUACCAGCCGGGCAUGUGGGCCUCCUGCACUCAGAAAUACAUGGACACUUUUGUGGAGCCCACUCCAGCUCUGGGGCUUCCCUGGCAGGUGAGCUACCUGCAGGAGCCGGAGCACAGCCUCUCUAUGGGCUCUGACAUACUAUAA
This is a messenger RNA of Cottoperca gobio, 873 nucleotides long. It is a transcript of the gene bhlha9, whose product is annotated as basic helix-loop-helix family, member a9. Gene Ontology annotation, molecular function: E-box binding; protein dimerization activity; DNA-binding transcription factor activity. Gene Ontology annotation, cellular component: nucleus. Lineage: Eukaryota; Metazoa; Chordata; Actinopteri; Perciformes; Bovichtidae. The transcript has a single exon. Bases 1 to 873 code for a protein of 290 amino acids. The record is from RefSeq and is a predicted model, not a curated record. Gene Ontology annotation, biological process: sensory organ development; axon development; positive regulation of transcription by RNA polymerase II.